AUGAAGGCACCCGAAGAGUCCUCCAUCGAUGGCAACGACGAGAAUUCCUCUACUGGCACCGUCAACGUCGACGUUGAGCACGUCCAACCUGAAAUCAACCACCAUGAAUGGACCAACAACGAUGAUCCUCUCGUUGAUAUCAAGCUGGAUUACGCUGUAGACGAUCUUACCGAGAACUCCACCGACCUUGAAAGGGGCACUGAAAUGUCAAACGACUCGAACGAUGCUGACAAAGCCAAGGAAUCAUCCGACGACAAAACCGAAGAGGACGAAAAACCCAGGGAUCAAGCAAAAGCCCUUUUGGACGCUCUUCGUGCCAAUGGUGAGUCCAGUUUGGACCUUCGUUUGGGACGCCGUGCCCGUGACUUUCAGUUUGCUCAGUCGGAGCGUGCUCGAAAGGGCAAACGCCCUCAAUUGAUCUCUUCCUUGGAAAUCUUCAAUCACCUUGCUGAUAUCCGAGCCGACAUUCAAUGGGCCGAAGACGCUGCAUGGCGCCGCGAAAAUGGAGAGCCAUAUGUCAGUUGGGAAGACUUUGAGAAAAAGCGAAAGCAGAAGAGUUGGAAGCAUCCCUACUUGACUUAUCUCAUUUUGAUCUCCCACUGUUGUAUGAUGGUGUACCAAUUCUAUGUGAGCGGUUGGGCCUUUGCUCCACUCAAGGAGAAUCCUUUGUUUGGUCCACCAGCCAAGAGUCUCUUUGACGCUGGUGGUAUGAGGGCCAAAGAUAUGAUCGAGAGCGGAUCAUGGUGGCGAUUGCUUUCUGCAGCAUUCCUCCAUAGUGGAAUCAUCCAUUUCCUCGUUAAUGACUUGUGUAUUUUUUUCUUUGGGCGCAUGAUUGAAAUCAACCAUGGGACGUCGGUUCUGUUCCUUGUCUAUUUCAUUCCUGCCGUUGCUGGCUUUGUGUGUUCGGCACUUUUUAACCCUGGUGUCACUUCGCUUGGUGCUUCUGGAGCUGUCUUUGGUCUCAUUGGAGCAUCUAUGGCGGACAUUAUUGUCAACUGGAACUUGAUGUUCCUCGUCUUUCGGGAUCACCCUGGCGUGUCUAGGUGCUGCAUCAAAUGGAAGUGUUUCUUUUGGAUGCUCUUGGAAAUGGUCAUUAAUUGGAUCAUCGGUCUCAUGCCCUACAUUGAUAAUCUUGUCCACAUGGGAGGCUGGAUCUACGGUUUGCUUGUCGGGGUUGUUAUUCUCGAACGCUUGCCACUCCAUUUCUUUGGAAAAGGGAAAGGACUUGGAACCAAGUGCCGCGGCUUCACAUUCCGAUUCUUGGUUGCUACUGUUAUUGCAGGGUCACUCGCUUACUUUGGUGUUCAACUCAGUCAGAGCGAUGGAGAAACUAUUCCAUAUCCAGCCAUUACACCAUACUUCAGUUGCAACGAAAUGCCCUUUUGGACCGAAGAAAAGUGGUGGCAUUGUGACGAUUGUUCAACAAUGAAUCUCACGGCCGAUGUCUCCAAGACUGACAGCUCGACUGUGUUCAAUAGAAUUGAGAUGAACUGCCCCGAUGGAUCGAUGGUAGUGGGAGAUGUGGCGGAAUUUGGAUACGAUCUCGCAUCACAGUUCUCCACUCCCGAGCUCCAGGGAAUCUGCCGCAAGCUUUGCUAA
Cylindrotheca closterium is the source of this 1599-nucleotide messenger RNA. The record is from the annotation of a GenBank genome assembly. NCBI's taxonomy places the organism in Eukaryota, Bacillariophyta, Bacillariophyceae, Bacillariales, Bacillariaceae.